Molecule: messenger RNA, 3012 nt
Organism: Salvelinus fontinalis (brook trout)
Lineage: Eukaryota; Metazoa; Chordata; Actinopteri; Salmoniformes; Salmonidae
Product: collagen alpha-2(V) chain-like
Exons: 6
Coding region: 1-3012 (1003 amino acids)
Source: RefSeq, a predicted model, not a curated record
AUGGCUGGGGACCGACUGGGACGACUGGGACAGACUGGGACCGACUGGGACGACUGGGACCGUCUGGGACCGUCUGGGACCGACUGGGACCGACUGGGACCGACUGGGACGACUGGGACGACUGGGACGACUGGGACCGACUGGGACCGACUGGGACGACUGGGACCGACUGGGACGACUGGGACGACUGGGACCGACUGGGACGACUGGGACCGACUGGGACGACUGGGACGACUGGGACAGACUGGGACCGACUGGGACAGACUGGUACCGACUGGGACCGACUGGGACGACUGGGACGACUGGGACGACUGGGACGUCUGGGACCGACUGGGACCGACUGGGACCGACUGGGACGACUGGGACCGACUGGGACGACUGGGACGACUUGGACCGACUUGGACCGACUGGGACGACUGGGACAGACUGGGACGACUGGGACAGACUGGUACCGACUGGGACGACUGGGACCGACUGGGACGACUGGUACCGACUGGGACGACUGGGACAGACUGGUACCGACUGGGACCAUCUGGGACGACUGGGACAGACUGGUACCGACUGGGACCAUCUGGGACGACUGGGACGACUGGGACCGACUGGGACGACUGGGACAGACUGGGACGACUGGGACCGACUGGGACAGACUGGUACCGACUGGGACCAUCUGGGACGACUGGGACGACUGGGACGGACUGGGACCGACUGGGACGACUGGGACGACUGGGACCGACUGGGACCGUCUGGGACGACUGGGACGACUGGGACCGUCUGGGACGACUGGGACCGACUGGGACGACUGGGACGACUGGGACAGACUGGGACGACUGGGACGACUGGGACCGACUGGGACCGUCUGGGACCGACUGGGACGACUGGGACCGUCUGGGACAGACUGGGACGACUGGGACCGUCUGGGACGACUGGGACGACUGGGACGACUGGGACCGACUGGGACCGACUGGGACGACUGGGACGACUGGGACCGACUGGGACGACUGGGACGACUGGGACCGACUGGGACGACUGGGACCGACUGGGACGACUGGGACGACUGGGACAGACUGGGACCGACUGGGACAGACUGGUACCGACUGGGACGACUGGGACCGACUGGGACGACUGGGACGACUGGGACGACUGGGACGACUGGGACGUCUGGGACCGACUGGGACCGACUGGGACCGACUGGGACGACUGGGACGACUGGGACCGACUGGGACGACUGGGACGACUUGGGACAGACUGGGACGACUGGGACAGACUGGUACCGACUGGGACGACUGGGACCGACUGGGACGACUGGGACGACUGGUACCGACUGGGACGACUGGGACAGACUGGUACCGACUGGGACCAUCUGGGACGACUGGGACGACUGGGACGACUGGUACCGACUGGGACGACUGGGACAGACUGGUACCGACUGGGACCAUCUGGGACGACUGGGACGACUGGGACGACUGGGACCGACUGGGACGACUGGGACAGACUGGGACGACUGGGACCGACUGGGACAGACUGGUACCGACUGGGACCAUCUGGGACGACUGGGACGACUGGGACGGACUGGGACCGACUGGGACGGACUGGGACGACUGGGACGACUGGGACCGACUGGGACCGACUGGGACGACUGGGACCGUCUGGGACGACUGGGACCGACUGGGACGACUGGGACGACUGGGACAGACUGGGACGACUGGGACGACUGGGACCGACUGGGACCGUCUGGGACCGACUGGGACGACUGGGACGACUGGGACCGUCUGGGACAGACUGGGACGACUGGGACCGUCUGGGACGACUGGGACGACUGGGACCGUCUGGGACGACUGGGACGACUGGGACGACUGGGACGACUGGGACCGACUGGGACAGACUGGGACGACUGGGACCGACUGGGACGACUGGGACGACUGGGACGACUGGGACCGACUGGGACCGACUGGUACCGACUGGGACGACUGGGACGACUGGGACCGUCUGGGACGACUGGGACAGACUGGGACCAUCCCUGCUGAGCUUCAGAAACAAGCCAGCAGUGGGAUGCAGGGCGCCCUCAGCCCUCAACCCCCAACCGUCAGCCCUGAGCCCCCAGCCCCCAGCCCUCAGCCCUCAGCCCUCAACCCCCAGCGCCCAGCCCCCAGCCCUCAGCCCUCAACCCCCAACCCCCAGCCAUCAGCCCUCAACCCCCAGCCCCCAGACCUCAGCCGUCAGCCCUCAACCCCCAGCCCCCAGCCCCCAGCCCCCAGCCCUCAGCCCUCAACCCCCAACCCCCAGCCCCUAGCCCCCAGCCCUCACCCCCAGCCCUCAACCCCCAGCCCCCAGACCUCAGCCGUCAGCCCUCAACCCCCAGCCCCCAGCCCCCAGCCCCCAGCCCUCAACCCCCAACCCCCAGCCCCUAGCCCUCAGCCCUCAACCCCCAGCCACCAGCCCUCAACCCCCAGCCCUCAACCCCCAGCCCCCAACCCCCAGCCCCCAGCCCUCAACCCCCAGCCCCCAGCCCUCAACCCCCAGACCUCAGCCGUCAGCCCCCCCAGCCCUCAGCCCUCAACCCCCAGACCUCAGCCCUCAACCCCCAGCCCCCAGACCUCAGCCCUCAACCCCCAACCCUCAGCCCUCAACCCCCAGCCCCCAGACCUCAGCCCUCAACCCCCAACCCUCACCCUCAGCCCUCAAUCCUCAGACCUCAGCUCCCAGACCUCAGCCCUCAACCCCCAAUCCCCAGCCCUCAACCUUCAGCCCUUAGCCCCCAGCCCUCAAUCCUCAGACCUCAGACCUCAGCCCACAGACCUCAGCCCUCAGCCCCCAGCUCUUAGCCCCCAGACCUCUUCCCUCAGCCCCCAGCCCUCAUCCCUCAACCCUCAGCCCUCCCUCAGCCUCCAACCCUCAGCCCUCAGGCCUCAGCCCUCAACCCUCAGCCCCCAGACAUCAGCCCUUAGCCCCCAGCCCUCAUCCCUCAACUCUCAGCCCUCCCUCAGCCCCCAGCCCUCAACCCUCAGCCCUUAG